GAUAUAUACACGGUCACGGUUAUCCCGGACUGUGUUCCGGAAAAAGUGGCCUACUUGAAAGAAAGAGUGGGCACUCUCGUGUUUCAACCCCACUAUACUAUUCAUAGUUGUGGGGGACUGUGUACUUACAGCCUCUACGAGGGCUGGUUUCCGAGUUGGAGUCUGAAUCAUUGCAUAACUUCCUGA
Linum tenue is the source of this 186-nucleotide messenger RNA. NCBI's taxonomy places the organism in Eukaryota, Viridiplantae, Streptophyta, Magnoliopsida, Malpighiales, Linaceae. The record is from the annotation of a GenBank genome assembly.